UCAUGUCUGAUGUAUUUGGAUGGGAUGUAUAAUUUCUUGUUCGGCCAACCUUGCUCGUAAUAUACUAGGAACUGGAGCUUUCAGAAAAAAGAAGGGAAAUAUUGAAUUUCUGUCCGCAUGCUAUGUGUGCAACUUUGGAAGAAAACGACUGACCACAUGCAUGUAUAUCCAGGCUGGGGAGGCAGCGUGCCAUUGGGCAUUGGGUGCCGGUGGGCUGGGCACGGCACGCUCGACAUGGACAGCCUCAGGACAGGCUGCUACGACGCGAGCAGUGACGAACGCUCCUUUUUGUCAUCUGACGACUGCUAUACGAAAAGGCCCGCCCAGGAGCAAUAGCAGCUGCCAUUCGUUCGUCCGUCCGUCCAAACGCUCAUCAGCUCGAGGUCGCCCUGUAGAGAGGGACAGAGGACGAUCUGAUCCGAGAUUGCACAUAUGGGUUCCCUCACAAGUACAGUCCUCUCUUCACCUUUCUCGGAUAGAUAACAAUUGCUACCUUUUGACCAUCAACUUUGUUGGGGAUCAAAGCAAGCUGGGAAUCUCACUCCAGUACUACUUGGCCAUUACUUCAGGUUCCUGGAUGAUGAGCUUAUGUGGGAACCCAGUAUGCUCCAACCAAGAUGUAUUUUCAUGUGCAUUGAAGGAGGUAUUCGACUCUUCCACUUGCACGAAUCAUCUGGUGGCGAUUGGCAUCGGCUUGCUGCUCAUUCUUGCAUUCGCACUCCAAUUGCUUUUCAAAAUUCCAAAGAGUGGAGCAUCUUUGCAACAUCUUGUCACACUCGGUUCACUACUUCAGUUGGCUGCAGUAGGGUUCAAUGGUUGCUUGGGUUUGGUUUAUCUUGGCCUAGGACUGUCGAUGCUCUGGGAUAUCUUCAAUCAUGAUCAUGAUGCUUCUGUUUACCUGCCACACUGGUGGCUUGUAGCAUUAUCUCAAGGAUUCACUUUGAUCCUUUCCAGCUUUGCUUUUAGCAUCAGGCCUCAGUUUCUUGGAGCUUCCUUCAUUCGAUUUUGGUCAGUUUUAGUGACCAUGUAUGCAGCAUUCAUAUGUUGUUCCUCAGUUGUUGACAUUGUUGCAGAGAAGACAAUCACCAUUAAGGCUUGCUUAGAUGUCCUGUCCCUACCAGGUGCAUUUUUCCUUCUACUUUAUGACAUUCUUCGUAGCCAUAACGAAGAGGGUUAUGAAGGAAUCCGAAAUGCUCUAUAUAAGCCCCUGAACAUCGAGGUAGACAUUGAAAUAAUUGAUUCUGACAGUCUGGUAACUCCUUUUGCAAAAGCUGGGGUUUUCAGCAAAAUGUCAUUUUGGUGGUUGAAUCAUUUAAUGAAGAUGGGUUAUGGUAAGCCCCUUGAGGACAAAGACGUGCCACUUUUACAAACCACAGAUCGAGCACAGAAUCUGUACUUGAUGUUCUUGGAGAAGCUGAACAGCAAGCAGUCCCAGCCAGACGACGCACCAUCAAUCUUGUGGACUACUGUUUCUUGUCACAAACGCGAGAUCAUGGUCUCAGGUUUCUUUGCUUUGCUCAAGGUGCUCACCUUAUCUACAGGUCCAUUGCUUCUGAAGGAAUUCAUCAACGUAUCACUUGGGAAAGGGACCUUUAAAUAUGAAGGCUUUGUGCUGGCUGUGACAAUGUUCAUGUGCAAAAGCUGUGAAUCUUUGUCGGAGAGACAGUGGUGUUUCCGCACUCGGAGAUUAGGACUGCAGGUGAGAUCAUUCCUGUCGGCAGCUAUUUAUAAGAAGCAACAGAAGAUAUCGAACUCCGCAAAAUUGACGCAUUCUUCUGGAGAAAUUAUUAACUACGUGACAGUCGAUGCGUACCGAAUUGGGGAAUUCCCAUACAUGUUCCACCAAACAUGGACAACAAGUGUUCAACUUUGUAUUGCUCUGGCAAUUCUAUACAAUGCAGUUGGUGCUGCAACAAUUUCAUCGCUGGUUGUCAUCAUUAUCACUGUACUCAGCAAUGCUCCUUUGGCCAAGCUUCAACACAAAUUCCAAAGUAAACUCAUGGAAGCACAGGAUGUGAGAUUGAAGGCCAUGUCUGAGUCAUUAGUUCAUAUGAAGGUCUUGAAACUUUAUGCAUGGGAAGCUCACUUCAAGAAGGUCAUUGAGGGCUUGAGGGAGGUUGAGUACAAGUGGUUGUCAGCGUUCCUGCUUAGGAGGGCAUACAACACUGUCAUGUUUUGGUCAUCACCUAUUUUAGUUUCGGCAGCAACUUUUCUAACAUGCUAUCUUUUGAAAAUCCCACUUGAUGCUAGCAACGUCUUCACCACUGUAGCAACUCUGCGUCUCCUGCAGGAUCCAGUUAGGUUAAUACCAGAAGUUAUUGCUGUUGUGAUACAAGCUAAGGUUGCUUUCACUCGGAUAUCGAAGUUUCUUGAUGCACCUGAGCUGAAUGUGCAAGUUAGGAAGAAGUGCUAUCUUGGCAUUGAUUUCCCAAUAUCGAUGAACUCAUGCGGUUUCUCGUGGGAUGAGAAUCCAUCAAAACUAACUCUAAGCAAUGUAAAUUUGGUAGUUAGAGCUGGAGAAAAGAUUGCAAUUUGUGGAGAGGUAGGAUCAGGAAAGUCGACACUUUUGGCUGCCAUACUUGGAGAGGUUCCCCAAACUGAAGGCACGAUUCAAGUCUGGGGGAAAAUAGCAUAUGUUUCUCAGAAUGCAUGGAUCCAAACAGGAACUGUGCAAGAUAAUAUCCUCUUUGGAUCUUUGAUGAACAGGCAAAUGUACCAAGAAACACUUGUGAAGUGCUCGUUGGUCAAGGACCUUGAAAUGUUGCCAUUCGGUGACUGUACACAAAUAGGGGAGAGGGGAGUAAAUCUUAGUGGUGGUCAGAAGCAGCGUGUUCAGCUUGCUCGUGCACUGUACCAGAAUGCAGACAUCUAUCUUCUUGAUGACCCUUUCAGUGCGGUUGAUGCCCAUACAGCAACGAGUCUCUUAAAUGAUUACGUAAUGGGUGUUCUAUCAGACAAGACUGUUCUUUUGGUGACCCACCAAGUGGAUUUUCUACCAGUAUUUGACUCCAUUCUGUUUAUGUCGAAUGGGGAGAUUAUCCGGAGUGCAACUUAUCAAAAUUUAUUGGGAGAUUGUCAAGAAUUUAGAGACCUUGUAAAUGCCCAUAAAGAGACGGUUAGUGUUUCAGAUCUUAACAACAUGGCGCCUCGUAGAACAAUGGAAAUACCAACCAAGGGGGCAGAUGAUAUUCCUGGAAACAGCUAUAUAGAGUCUAUGAAGCCAACACCAGUAGAUCAACUGAUCAAGAGAGAGGAAAGAGAACGGGGGGAUACAGGUCUUAAGCCGUACAUGUUUUACUUGCGCCAGGACAAAGGCUUCAUGUAUGCCUCUCUUGCUGCUAUUUGUCACAUAAUUUUCAUAGCUGGCCAAAUAUCGCAGAAUUCAUGGAUGGCAGCUAAUGUCCAAAACGCUCGUGUUAGUACACUGAAGUUAAUUUCCAUGUAUGUUGUUAUCGGAAUCUUCCCAAUGUUCUUUGUGUUAUCAAGAUGUGUAUUGAUGGUUGUUCUUGGGGUCCAAACUUCAAGAUCCUUAUUUUCCCAGUUACUUAAUUCAUUGUUCCGUGCACGUAUGUCCUUCUUUGAUUCUACUCCACUAGGAAGGGUUCUUAGCCGGGUCUCGUCAGAUUUGAGUAUCAUUGACCUUGAUGUUCCAUUUGCCUUCAUGUUUAGCUUUGGCUCCAUCUUAAAUGCAUAUAGCAAUCUGGGGGUAUUGGCUGUUGUUACAUGGGAAGUUCUGUUUGUAUCGUUGCCGAUGAUAAUUUUGGCAAUUCGGUUGCAGAGGUACUAUUUAACCACGGCUAAGGAAUUGAUGCGGAUCAAUGGCACUACCAAGUCUGCUCUAGCAAAUCACUUUGGUGAAUCGGUUUCAGGGGCUAUAACAAUACGGGCCUUUGAGGAAGAAGACCGUUUCUUUGCUAAAAAUUUGGAGCUAGUUGACAAGAACGCUGGUCCGUGCUUUUAUAAUUUUGGGGCAACUGAAUGGUUGAUUCUACGCCUGGAAACAAUGAGUGCUGCAGUUCUUUCUUUUUCUGCCUUUGUCAUGGCUCUUCUUCCUCCUGGAACUUUUAGCCCUGGUUUUGUUGGAAUGGCGUUGUCCUAUGGCCUUUCCCUAAAUAAUUCUUUUGUUAGCUCCAUUCAAAACCAAUGCAACCUUGCGAAUAAAAUAAUAUCUGUGGAACGGGUGAGCCAGUACAUGGACAUAGAAAGUGAAGCAGCAGAAAUUAUUGAAGAAAACCGACCGGCACCAGAUUGGCCCCAAGUUGGCAGUGUGGAGCUUAUAGAUUUGAAGAUUAGGUAUAGGAAUGAUGCUCCCCUUGUACUACGUGGUAUCACUUGCAAGCUUAAAGGUAGAGAUAAAAUUGGUAUAGUUGGUCGAACAGGAAGUGGCAAGACAACUUUGAUUGGCGCAUUAUUUCGUCUUGUUGAACCCACGGCAGGGAAAAUAAUUAUAGACUCUGUGGACAUCACUACGAUAGGCUUACAUGACCUGCGUUCGCGAUUGGGCAUCAUUCCACAAGAUCCAACGCUUUUUCUGGGCACAGUAAGAUAUAAUCUAGAUCCUCUUGGGCAAUUCUUGGAUCAACAAAUAUGGGAGGUCCUUGACAAAUGCCAACUUCUUGAAGCUGUCCAAGAGAAGGAACAUGGAUUGGAUUCUCUUGUUGCAGAAGACGGGUCGAACUGGAGCAUGGGCCAAAGGCAGCUCUUUUGUUUGGGUCGCGCACUUUUGAGAAGGUGUUGUAUCUUAGUUCUUGAUGAAGCCACUGCAUCUGUAGACAAUGCAACAGAUGCUGUCCUUCAGAAAACAAUCCGCACAGAAUUCAAACAUUGCACCGUCAUUACUGUCGCUCACCGUAUACCGACAGUUAUGGACUGCGAUAUGGUACUUGCAAUGAGCGAUGGGAGAGUCGUGGAAUAUGACAAACCUAUAAAGCUCAUGGAAACUGAAGGAUCUCUCUUCUGUAAUCUGGUCAAGGAGUAUUGGUCGUACGCAUCAAACUGAAACAUUUGAGAGAGAUUAUGAUGAUGCGUGUUUACUGCUGCAGUUUCUCGGGGGAUAUACUGGAAUCAGUUUCGGGAUGCUUUUGCCCUGAAAAAACCGACAUACAGUAAUGUUGUCGUGUCUCAGAGAAGUCCAUCUAUUUGGAAUCUGAAGAAGAUAUAAUGACAUGUAUCUUUCAGUUAUUUUCUGGAAAUUCUUUUGCUGUCUUUGUUAGCUGAAAUUUUAAGCAACUUUUAGCUUAGCUUAUUUAAGAUGUUGACCAUUGCGGCUGUCCGAAAGAGCUGAAGCAGAACAGAGCAAAUCCAUCCAUGAACAUUUCCUUGCUUCUACAAUCAGGUAUAGAAGGCGACACAGGAGGAACUUCAAUUCUGUAACCCAGCUGCCGCCUUGGAUACAUUGUGCAAACUGUUUAGGAGAGCAAAUGAAGUGAGUGAUGGUGUAUUUUGUAGUAUUAGCUCCCCACAUCAAUUUUUGCUA
Messenger RNA from Brachypodium distachyon (stiff brome), 5476 nucleotides. RefSeq names its product ABC transporter C family member 10. Gene Ontology annotation, cellular component: plant-type vacuole; vacuolar membrane. Gene Ontology annotation, biological process: transmembrane transport. NCBI's taxonomy places the organism in Eukaryota, Viridiplantae, Streptophyta, Magnoliopsida, Poales, Poaceae. The transcript is spliced from 12 exons. The coding region runs from base 20 to 4999 and encodes 1659 amino acids. Gene Ontology annotation, molecular function: ABC-type transporter activity; ATP hydrolysis activity; ATP binding. The record is from RefSeq and is a predicted model, not a curated record.